AUGGCUCAUCUGACUACUCUGCUAGCAGCUCCUACAACUGCUCCUACGAUGACAGCUCAUCCAAUUGCUCCUCUAUUGGCAGCUCUUCUGACUGCUCCUCCUCUGCUGACAGCUCCUCUGACUGCUCCUCUGCUGGCACGACUGCUCUCCUCCGACUGCUCCUCUGCUCUCCUCUGCUCUCUGCUGGCAGCUCUCCGACUGCUCCUCUGGCAGCUCCUCCAACUCUCCUCCAACUGCUCCUCGCAGCUCCUCUGCUCCUCGGAAGGCAGCUCAUCCAACUGCUCCUCUGCUGGCAGCUCUUCCUCUGCUGGCAGCUCAUCCAACUGCUCUGCUGGCAGCUCAUCCAACUGCUCCUCUGCUGGCAGCUCAUCCAACUGCUCCUUUGCUGGCAGAUCAUCCAACUGCUCCUCGGCUGGCAGCUCCUCUGCUGGCAGCUCCUCUGACUGCUCCUUGGCUGGCAGCUCAUCCGACUACUCUGCUGGCAGCUCCUACAACUGCGCCUACAAUGACAGCUCAUAA
This is a messenger RNA of Penaeus vannamei (Pacific white shrimp), 519 nucleotides long. Lineage: Eukaryota; Metazoa; Arthropoda; Malacostraca; Decapoda; Penaeidae. The record is from RefSeq and is a predicted model, not a curated record.